Molecule: messenger RNA, 914 nt
Organism: Elgaria multicarinata webbii
Lineage: Eukaryota; Metazoa; Chordata; Lepidosauria; Squamata; Anguidae
Gene: RSPH9
Product: radial spoke head component 9
Exons: 5
Coding region: 9-833 (274 amino acids)
Biological process (GO): axoneme assembly; motile cilium assembly; cilium movement involved in cell motility
Cellular component (GO): radial spoke; axoneme
Source: RefSeq, a predicted model, not a curated record
CGACAGCCAUGGAUGCCGAGACGCUGCCUUACGCGCUGGACCUCGUGGCUAGCAGCGGCAUAUGCCUGAGCCCGGAGAAGCGAGCAGCCUUACGGACCUCGCUCCUGCUGGUGCGCCGGGAUUACCGCUUCGAGCAAGUCCGCCUGUGGGGCCGCAUCCAAGGCAUCCGUGGGGCGUACUACAUCGCCGAGGGCCUGGGGCCGGAUAGGGCUGGGGCCAGAAGCCGCCUCUACAGCUUGAACUGCGUGGAUUGGAGCCUUCUGCCCCCUCCUACUGAAGAAAUGGUUGCACUGACUGCAGCACUGAAGGGACGCUUCCAAGGGGACCCAUCCUAUGAAUGUGAAAACGCUGACAAGAAAGAGGAAGCUGAAAAGACAUAUGAAGAGGAAACUGGACCCUUGAUCAAAGAAGAGAUCCGACUUGUAGCUACAGUACAUCAAAUAGAUAAAGCGGUGGGUAUCGUUCCACGGGGUGCAUAUGUAAAAUCGCCAGUCGGACCUGUGCAUGAAAACAGGAACUUUGAAGGUUUGUCUCUAACAGAGGCUAAAAAGCUAAGUUCCUAUUUUCAUUUCACUGAGCCUGUAAAUUUGAAGAACAAAACUCUCCUGGAGAAAGCUGACUUGGACCCAGCCAUUGAUUUCCUGGAUUCUCUUGAACAUGAUAUUCCUAAAGGGUCCUGGAGUAUCCAAGUGGAGAGGGGAGGCAGAGUGAUAGUCUUACGAAGUCUGCUUUGGCCUGGACUCACAUUCUACCAUAUUCCUAAUACUAAGCAGCAUGGUUAUAUCUACUUUGGCAAUGGAGAGAAGAAUAUCGACCUGCCCUUCAUGCUGUGAGGAUCAUGAGUCUGAAAAUUGAGGAAAGUUAUUUACUAAUUUUGUACUUGAAACAGCGUGUAUGCUUCAAUAAAUCAAAGU